AUGGCCUCCUCAAGAGCAUUGUUCAACCCCACACUGACUGCCCAUAUCUCAAGGGCAGCUAGCAAGGGCUUUUCCUCGACAGCCACAACAGCUGGUCUGAGAACCAGUUACGUCGCCUUGAAUCCAUUCAACGCAUCAUCGCGACGGAAUUUCUCGGUUUCUCACAAAGCUCAACUAGAUUUCUUCCCUCCACCAAGGGAUCUACCAAAUAUCAAACAAACUCCUGCAUCAUGGCCUCACCCAACAGCUACUGAUGAACAACUAAAGGCCAUCCAGGUCGAUCAUCGUGAGCCAAAGACAUUUUCCGAUACAAUAGCGUACAACACGGUUCGCCUUCUUCGAUGGGGGACAGAUAUUGCCACUGGCUACCGUCAUGAUCCAAACAAGCCAUAUGUCAUGAACGAGCGGAAGUGGUUGAUUCGAUUCAUCUUUCUCGAGACAGUUGCCGGAGUGCCUGGGAUGAUGGCAGGGAUGCUCCGACACUUCCGAAGUCUUAGGAGAAUGAAGAGAGAUAAUGGAUGGAUCGAGACGAUGCUUGAAGAUGCAUACAAUGAGCGGAUGCAUUUGCUCACGUUCCUCAAGAUGGCUGAGCCCGGCUGGUUCAUGAAACUCAUGAUUCUCGGAGCCCAGGGAGUUUUCAGCAACGGUUUCUUCCUCGCAUAUCUUCUCUCGCCCAAGACCUGUCACCGUUUCGUGGGUUAUCUAGAGGAGGAGGCGACAAAGACUUACAGCUUUGCCAUUGAAGAUCUGGAAAGUGGCAAAUUACCCGGCUGGGAGAAGCUCGAAGCACCAGAGAUCGCCGUCAAGUAUUGGAACAUGCCAGAAGGCAAGAGGGACAUGAAGUCUCUCCUCUAUUACAUCCGAGCCGACGAGGCAAAGCACCGAGAAAUCCACCACACCUUGGGCAACCUCAACCAAGCUGAAGAUCCCAACCCGUUUGUCUCGGAAUACAAGGAUCCUUCAAAGCCACAUCCUGGCAAAGGCAUCGAACAUAUCAAAUCCAAAGGCUGGGAACGAGAAGAAGUGAUCUAA
Molecule: messenger RNA, 1032 nt
Organism: Exophiala oligosperma
Lineage: Eukaryota; Fungi; Ascomycota; Eurotiomycetes; Chaetothyriales; Herpotrichiellaceae
Exons: 3
Coding region: 1-1032 (343 amino acids)
Biological process (GO): alternative respiration
Cellular component (GO): mitochondrion
Molecular function (GO): alternative oxidase activity
Source: RefSeq, a predicted model, not a curated record